This is a messenger RNA of Stylonychia lemnae, 423 nucleotides long. The record is from the annotation of a GenBank genome assembly. Lineage: Eukaryota; Ciliophora; Spirotrichea; Sporadotrichida; Oxytrichidae.
AUGAUUUUUUAAAGGGGAACAUGGUUUCAAAAAAUGAACUUUAUGAAGAAUAAGUUUGCCCUCCUGUAAACCAUGAAAAGAUGUAUAAACUUUAUAGAGACCAAUAGACUUGAGCUAAAUAAUGCAGGACUAAACUACACAUAGAUGCAUGAGGCAUUAAAAACAAGAAGUAUUAGAGAAGUAAUUGAAAUCUGGGCAGAAUAUUUUGCUAAUGAUAUUUAAUAUAUUCAAUAAAUAGCAAACAGAAUGAAAUCAGAGUUUAAGCUUGAAUCAAUCUAGAAUAUAUACCACAUCUCAAAGUAUAAAAAUUUCCUAGUGAAUAGAUUCUAGAAAUAUCUUCAUAUCUAUGAUAAAAAAGUAACAAGCAAUGAUUAAUAAUUCAAUAAACAACUUUCUAAAAUAUAGAUAGCCAGCAAGCUCUGA